This is a messenger RNA of Fusarium sp. VM40, 306 nucleotides long. NCBI's taxonomy places the organism in Eukaryota, Fungi, Ascomycota, Sordariomycetes, Hypocreales, Nectriaceae. The record is from the annotation of a GenBank genome assembly.
AUGAGCAUCGUCGCUCGAGGCAACAACCUGUAUCAGCUUCAUGACUCUGGGAAGAUUUGGAAGUACACAGGGACUCCUAUUUCGGGAUGGCAGCUGUUAGAUGAUAACUCUGCCACCAAAGAGAUUAUUGUUGGAGCAGGUGGACUUUAUCAGAUUCACAAGUCGGGGUCUAUCUGGCGUUAUGUCGGGCCUGCGAUGACAGGAUGGAAGCAGCUUGACGGGAACGCCGCUUCAAUCUCCAUUGCAGCUGGUACUGCCCUGUAUCAGCUUCACAGCUCUGGUCUCAUCUGGCGUUACAUGGGCUGA